AUGGAUGAACCUACUCCAGACAUUCCCAUCCUGGAGGCGACACCAGAGCAGCUGUUCGUGAGGCUCAAAGAGCUCCACGCUCUCGCAAAGGCCGCCCAGGCGGAAGGACCCAAAGGGCCGGCAAGACGCGUCUGGGAUGUGCUGGAAGUCAGGGAGAAGAUCAUCGGGAUGGUGGACAGGAGGACUCAGGGGAGGAUGAUGAGGCUACACAAGGGAGCGACAGCUUCAGUCGCUUCCAAGCUGUAUCGGGAGGUCCAUGUGAAUGUGUUGCGGAAUAUGAGCCGAGCUAUCCCGCGACGCGCCGUUUGCUGCAACGCUGUCCUCGCGGUUGACACCAGCCCUCGGCCAGAUGUCACUGACCCCUUCGGGAUAUGGGCCGCAAUUGAACGGCACAAGCCUGGACCGCGGUCGUUCGACCUCGAAAGGCUGAAGCAAGACCUCGAGAUCUGGCGCAGGAAAGCGCCUCGUCUACAGCGGGUGCUCCAUCUAUAUCCACCGGGAAACAAGGAUGACGCCUGGAUCGCGUACAUCAUCGGCGACCGGAUCGAGAUCGACCUGCAAACGGUCUUUGCACCCACAUUCCAAAUGAUCGGAUUCGUUCCACCCGCCUUUCCUCCCACCCCGGUCAUAAGCGGAGCCAUCAUCCGGCGGCAUACCAUCGUGCUUCGUCCAUAUCUCGAGGUCGCAGGGUCGCGUUACGACGAGGGCGACCUGCCGUUGUGCUCAUCGUACCUUUUUGACAAUCCCAACCUUGACGUCCGCGUUGACAGCAUCGACCUGUACCGUGCGUUGGCAAUGAACCCAAUAUUCCUUACAAUCAUCCUCUUCCUCCAUAAGCGGCGCUCCAUCGCACCGACCGCGGGGGUCACGGUCUCAGACGUAACCGGAAACACUCUGCCCAACUUUCGCUUGUUUGCGGACUUCCUCGGCCGCAGCCUCCGCGUCCUCCAAGUCCCAGUCGACAUAUUCGUUCCCUUUCCGGACGUACAAACGGGGAUCUCCAUCUUGGAUGCGGCCCUGCCCUCCCUCGACGUAUUCACCAUCGACUACGGGGAGCUUACAACCCUUCAGUCUCGCUUGAGCGGCCCGCCGCUGUCCGGCAUGCGAGGUCUGCGCAGCCUUAACAUCCUACACUCUAGCGGGCAGGCGCUGCCCGAGUUUGCCGAAUUUAUCUGCCGUUUGGGAGGAGAUGACUGUGUGUAUCACUUUGGCGGGAUCAGAUCAAAGAAGGGAAAGCGCGACUUCCACGCACUUGUGAAGCAGCAGAGGAGAAAGGCCUUGAAGUGGUAA
This is a messenger RNA of Dioszegia hungarica, 1290 nucleotides long. RefSeq lists its product as uncharacterized. The transcript has 2 exons. The coding region runs from base 1 to 1290 and encodes 429 amino acids. Lineage: Eukaryota; Fungi; Basidiomycota; Tremellomycetes; Tremellales; Bulleribasidiaceae. The record is from RefSeq and is a predicted model, not a curated record.